ACCGAGUGAAUGUCGCAGCCAUAGCGACGUGACGUGAUAUUCUAGCAUGAAGCGUGCUCUGGUAGGGGGACAAGCACCGCUACUGAGCCUUCACUCUGGAGUGAGUUGAGUUGCAAACGUUUGCACCGCUCAAGAAGCCGCUGACCGUUGUCGAUGGUUUCUGGGUCGAUGACCGGAACUCGGGCAAAUGGCCGAUCGGGCGUCGACCGCCGUCUGCUACGCGACCGAAAUUCAACCAGCUCGUCAACGACCGCUAACACGGAAAGCGGCGGCAGUCUGCAUGUUACACAUCCACGAGGAUGAUCUCUCGGACCCGCAAUCGCGGCGCUUGAUCAGCCUGCACCUGGCUGGCAUGGUUGCAGACGUCCCGCCCGGAGCGCUCUUCCUUGGUUUAUCCGAGCUGCAACGGCCGAACGUAACAGUAUGGAGCGCAUGGGACGGCCCAAGAAUAGCCAGCAUUGGUGCGCUGAAGAUGCUGCCAGACGGAACGGGCGAGAUCAAGUCUAUGCGAACGCACCCGGACCUUAUCGGGCGCGGUGCUGGCGCGCGCAUUCUCGCGACAAUAGUAGACGCGGCAAAGGCGCGCGGCAUUCGCCGUCUCUCGCUCGAGACGGGAAGUGGGCCUUCAUUCGAGGCAGCACGCGCCUUGUACGAGAAGUUUGGCUUCCGCGAAGGCGAGCCCUACUCCGCAUACGUCAAGACAGACUUCAACCAUUUCCUACACCUACAACUACUAGACUAGAGGCGACGUCUUUGCGCGGGGGGCCCCGAGGCUCUUCAGCGUUUAGGCUCGUAGAAAUGACUCGAGAGCUGUAGCGUUAAUUUGGGUCGUAGUAGGAACGCGCAUGAAAUGGGCUAGCUCUCUCGACGCCGAUUUCCUCGCUGC
This is a messenger RNA of Acaromyces ingoldii, 886 nucleotides long. Its product is annotated as acetyltransferase, GNAT family protein. NCBI's taxonomy places the organism in Eukaryota, Fungi, Basidiomycota, Exobasidiomycetes, Exobasidiales, Cryptobasidiaceae. The transcript has a single exon. Gene Ontology annotation, molecular function: acyltransferase activity, transferring groups other than amino-acyl groups. The record is from RefSeq and is a predicted model, not a curated record. Bases 188 to 742 code for a protein of 184 amino acids.